This is a messenger RNA of Sorghum bicolor (sorghum), 2174 nucleotides long. Its product is annotated as DIMBOA UDP-glucosyltransferase BX8. The record is from RefSeq and is a predicted model, not a curated record. Bases 181 to 1701 code for a protein of 506 amino acids. Gene Ontology annotation, molecular function: UDP-glycosyltransferase activity. The transcript has 2 exons. Lineage: Eukaryota; Viridiplantae; Streptophyta; Magnoliopsida; Poales; Poaceae.
AAUGACAAAGUAAAUCCAUGUGUACUACACGUGAAAGUGGAAUAUGAGACGACGAAUCAAAAGGCAUUCAAAACAAGGCCUGGGUAAGGACGAUCCAAAUGACCUUAUUAUGUUAGAAAAAUCCAGUUAAAAGUUGAAUCCUUGUCCACCGGAGACUAACCUAACAUUAAGAACCAGAGCAUGGUGUCAACUGGCAAGUGGGCAGCAACCACACAUCCAAGACUCCACAAGAAACCGUCAAUGGGUUCCAUUGGAGGACACACCGCCACCGGCGACCGGCGCCGCCGCGUGCUGUUCUUCCCGCUCCCGUACCAGGGCCACAUCAACCCCAUGUUCCAGCUCGCCGGCCUCCUCCACUCGCGCGGGUUCGCCGUCACCGUCUUCCACACCGACUUCAACGCCCCCGACAAGUCCCGCCACCCUGCCUACGACUUCGUCCCCGUGCCCGUCGUCUCCGACUGCUUGCCGCCGGAGGGCAGCUCGGAUGCCUUCCAGGUGACCGUCCAGCACAUCCUCGCCGUGAACCGCGCCUGUGAGGCUCCGUUCCGGGAGCGCCUGGCCGCGCUGCUGUCGUCGUCGGAGUCGGAGCAGCAGGCACAGCAGGAGGACGACGACGUCGCGUGCCUCGUCGCCGACGCCCACCUUCUGACGCUCCUGGACGUUGCGCGGGGGCUCGGCGUGCCCACGCUCGUGCUGCGCACCGGCAGCGCUGCCGGCCUCCGCAUGUUCGCGGCGUUCCCCGUGCUCUCCGACAAGGGGUACCAGCCGGCGCAAGAGUCGCAGCUGGAGGCGCCGGUGAGGGAGCUGCCGCCGUACCGCGUCCGGGACCUGCCGUCGACUACCGUCGCCUACCACGGCGUAAUAAGCGAGGUCAUUUCCCGUAUAGUGACGGCCGUGACGACCUCCUCGGGCGUCAUCCUCAACACCAUGGACGCGCUCGAGUCCGGCGAGCUGGCGUCGCUCCGGCGAGACCUCGGCGUGCCCGUGUUCGACAUCGGCCCGCUCCACAAGCUCUCACCAGCGGCCUCGAGCACGAGCAGCUUGCUCCUGCAGGACCGCGGCUGUCUCGAGUGGCUCGACGCGCAAGCCCCGGCGUCCGUGCUCUACGUCAGCUUCGGCAGCCUCGCCAGCAUGUCCGCCGCCGAGCUGGUGGAAACAGCCUGGGGCAUAGCCAACAGCGGCCACCCGUUCCUGUGGGUUCUCCGUCCGGGGCUCGUCCGCGGAACGCCACCGUCGUCGUCGUCGUCGGAGGCGCCAGCGCCAGUACUACCAGCGCUGCCCGACGGCUUCGACGCCGCGACGCGCGGGCGUGGCGUGGUCGUGAGGUGGGCGCCGCAGGAGGAGGUCCUGGAGCACCCCGCCGUGGGCGCGUUCUGGACGCACUGCGGCUGGAACUCGACGCUGGAGAGCGUGUGCGCCGGCGUGCCGAUCAUGGCGCGCCCGUGCUUCGGCGACCAGAUGGGGAACGCGAGGUACGUGGAGGACGUGUGGCGGACGGGCCUCACGCUCGUCGACGGCGAGGAGAUCGUGAGGGGCAAGGUGGAGGCGGCCGUCGCGGCGGUGAUGGGGCCAGGAGAGUCCGGCGACGGGCUGCGGCGGAGGGCGCGGGAGCUCAAGAGCAGCGCGGCGGAGUGCAUGGCCGAGGAUGGGUCGUCCUGGACGAGCGUCGACAAGCUGGUAGAACACAUACUGACACUGUAGGCGGUUUGUACGAGAGCAGCCACGUGGUGCUGUUCUUGGGUACUUACUCUUUUCCAUUGGAAACAGGAGCUCAUGAUCCUCAACUCGGCACUCAGUCACAGUAGACUCGAUCUCAUGGAUACCUUCAGGUGACCAUGCAUGUGAACUUUGUUUUGUCUCUUGCUGUGUUUGUGUGUUCUUGUCCUAUCCAUGAUCUGUGCUAACUUUGCGUAUACAACUUGUAUGUUGCCACUGGAUGACUGACUUUGACUUGCGGACUGUGGUGGAGCAUGACAAGAAAGGGUUUCGUUGGUUGGAUGGUUUUCUCAGAGACCGAUUCUUUAGGCUUCAGUUAGCUAGCAUAGGACCGAGUAUUUGAGUUGUAAUUUAUGACUAGUCUUAGCGUGUCCUAGUCUUCAACUGAUCCAAGCUUGUAGGAGUCAGUUAGUCUUGAGUGGCUAGCCUUGAUCGGUAUCGUGUAUAUGUACUCUGAA